Molecule: messenger RNA, 1497 nt
Organism: Musa acuminata subsp. malaccensis (wild Malaysian banana)
Lineage: Eukaryota; Viridiplantae; Streptophyta; Magnoliopsida; Zingiberales; Musaceae
Source: RefSeq, a predicted model, not a curated record
GUUCACGUAUCCAGUCCUCUCCUUAUUUCUUCCAACCUCAGAUCGUAACAAAAUGAUGCUUCUGCUACGCCUCCGUUUAGCCGGGAUCAUCAUCGCCACCACCCAAAACUGCGGUUGCUCCCCCGACCUUUGCUGCAGCAGCUGGGGCUACUGCGGCACCGGCAACGACUACUGCGGCGCCGGGUGCCACUCCGGGCCGUGCGAGGCUUCUCCUCGCCCCGACGACGUCCCCGUCGCCCGUAUCGUGACGCAGAGCUUCUUCGACGGGAUCAUCAGCCAGGCCGACAGAGGAUGCGCUGGCAAGAGUUUCUACAAGCGCGACGCCUUCUUGACCGCGGCCAGCUCCUACACGAGUUUCGGCCACGUCGGGACGACCGACGACUCCAAGCGGGAGAUUGCCGCCUUCUUCGCGCACAUCACGCACGAAACCGGGCAUUUCUGCUACAUAGAAGAGAUCGACGGCGCAUCGAGGGACUAUUGCGAUGAGGCCAACACCGAGUACCCAUGUGUCUCGGGGAAGAGCUAUUACGGCCGCGGCCCCAUUCAGCUGUCAUGGAACUAUAACUACGGCGCUGCCGGCGAAAGCAUCGGGUUCGACGGACUCAGAUCACCGGAAACCGUGGCCAUCGAUGUCGUCGUCUCCUUCAAGACUGCAUUAUGGUUUUGGAUGAACACCUGCCACUCGCUCAUAACUUCCGGCCAGGGUUUUGGAGCCACUAUUAGAGCAAUCAAUGGCGAUUUGGAGUGCGAUGGCAAGAACCCGGCGACGGCGAAUGCUCGUGUUGGAUACUACAAGGACUACUGUAGCCAGCUUGGCGUCGACGCCGGCAGUGACCUCACUUGCUGACUGCUUCUCUGGUGCAUCUACACAACACACACACAACGAGCACAAGUAAUCUUGGGAGCAAUCGACACUGUGCAUGGUAUAAAUGGAUAUCUCCAUACUCUGCUUCUGAGAUAUUUGGUGAGAUGUUUUGGACCAUCUAACCAUCUUCCUACAAAAGCAGAUCACGACUGCAAAAGCCAAAUCACAACAAUAGAGGGAUGGGAGUCCUGUGUUCCAGUGAUCACAUAUCGGAACUUACCUACUUCAAUGUUUGCAGCAAGCUUCAGUCAGUGGUGCUUAUUUGAGAAGAGUCCUGUUUGGGGAUGAUACUACUGAUUUCACUCUUUUUGCAUGAACUGAGGCAUGAAUGGCUCCUUCCCUAAGAACUAGAAGUCUUUCUGCAAUCUUAACCAUGACAAUACAGCUCCAGUUGAUGAAGUAUUUUACUGUUUCUUUCGUUUUACAUGAACCAAGGAAAGAACUAGUGUUAUAGUGCAACUCCAGUUCGAGAAACAUUUCACCAAUUUCUUUCUUUUUGCAUGAGCAGAGAGAUGAAUGAUUCAACACCUAAACUAGUUUGAGUUGUUGCUAAAAUCUUAGCUAUUGCAAUGACAGCUCCAGCAAGGGAAAUAUUCUACUGGUUUCUUUUAUUUUGGAUGAACUAAGAGAUA